This is a messenger RNA of Hemisphaericaspora subhashii, 297 nucleotides long. RefSeq lists its product as uncharacterized. The record is from RefSeq and is a predicted model, not a curated record. The transcript is spliced from 2 exons. Bases 1 to 297 code for a protein of 98 amino acids. NCBI's taxonomy places the organism in Eukaryota, Fungi, Ascomycota, Pichiomycetes, Serinales, Debaryomycetaceae.
AUGCCCAGUUUGGAUAAUUAUGAAAACCACAAGAGAUCAGAAUUAGUUUCAUUUGAUGAUAUCGACUAUACCGAUUUUGCAUUAGUGGAUAAAGCCAGAAGGGCCAUGUUGAGAGAACAUUAUAUCAGAACACACGCAUUACGUUAUACUCAUGAUGCAUUGGUUAAAUGUAAAGAUUAUCAUCAAGAUGAUGCUCAUAGAAACUGUCGUUCAUUAGUUAUGAAAUAUAUGAAGAUGCUCGACACCCAUCAAAAUAAAGGUUAUUUGUUUUAUCAAAGAAAUGAUCCUUCCAAGUAA